AUGCGAGCGUCGCGUCCAAUGACAGUGCGUCUGCGCGCGAGGAGCGGUGCACAUGGAAACAAGGAGCACGUGGGACACGGAGCCACCCACCCACACAGGGGACCCCCGCGGAGCCCCGUCAAUAACGGGAGUCUCUGCGGACCACCUUUAGCAGAGCCGGCCCCUCCCAUGUUCUGUCCAACCUCUGAAAGGAACGACUUUGUCUCGUGUUUGACCAUCAACGCCGGCGCUGAGGGCUCGCGUCCAGGCACAGCACUCACAGUAAUUGAGUAA
Messenger RNA from Knipowitschia caucasica, 273 nucleotides. Lineage: Eukaryota; Metazoa; Chordata; Actinopteri; Gobiiformes; Gobiidae. The record is from the annotation of a GenBank genome assembly.